AUGGUGGUCUUCGAGGGUGUUUUGGUGCAGUGGGGGUGGAGGGGGUGGAGGGGGUGGAGCGGGUGGAGCGGCUGCAGCGACUGGGACCAGAACAACCCCUCAGACUGCACCGGGACCAGAACGAUACCUCAGACUGCACCGGGACCAGAACGAACCCUCAGACUGCACCGGGACCAGAAUGAACCCUCAGACUGCACCGGGACCAGAACGAACCCUCAGACUGCACCGGGACCAGAACGACCCCUCAGACUGCACCGGGACCAGAACGAACCCUCAGACUGCACCGGGACCAGAACGAACCCUCAGACUGCACCGGGACCACAACGACCCCUCAGACUGCACCGGGACCAGAACGAACCCUCAGACUGCACCGGGACCAGAACGAACCCUCAGACUGCACCGGGACCACAACGAACCCUCAGACUGCACCGGGACAAGAACGAACCCUCAGACUGCACCGGGACCAGAACGAUACCUCAGACUGCACCGGGACCAGAACGAACCCUCAGACUGCACCGGGACAAGAACGACCCCUCAGACUGCACCGGGACCAGAAUGAACCCUCAGACUGCACCGGGACCAGAACGAACCCUCAGACUGCACCGGGACCAGAACGAACCCUCAGACUGCACCGGGACCAGAACGAACCCUCAGACUGCACCGGGACCAGAACGAACCCUCAGACUGCACCGGGACCAGAACGAACCCUCAGACUGCACCGGGACAAGAACGAACCCUCAGACUGCACCGGGACCAGAACGAACCCUCAGACUGCACCGGGACCAGAACGAUACCUCAGACUGCACCGGGACCAGAACGACCCCUCAGACUGCACCGGGACCAGAACGAUACCUCAGACUGACGGGACAAGAACGACCCCUCAGACUGCACCGGGACCAGAACGAACCCUCAGACUGCACCGGGACAAGAACGACCCCUCAGACUGCACCGGGACCAGAAUGA
Knipowitschia caucasica is the source of this 963-nucleotide messenger RNA. The record is from the annotation of a GenBank genome assembly. NCBI's taxonomy places the organism in Eukaryota, Metazoa, Chordata, Actinopteri, Gobiiformes, Gobiidae.